AUGGCGGAAGAAAACCCGAACUUCCAGUACGCUUUGCGGGACUUGGACCGGGAGCUGGAGGAUGGCGAUAUCACUGAGAAAGGGUACCAAAAACGACGCACUCUCCUUCUGUCACAAUUCCUCGGCCCAAAUAAACCACUCGAAAUCAAUACAAACGCCGAUUACGAAAGUUCCUCGAGUGGAGGACAUAUGGGUCCGCCAGCGAUCUUGAAUGUCCGACCACCCACGGCGGAGUCUUCACAGACUGGCUUGGCGUCUCCAACCUAUGCUGGCGGGUACGAUGGAAUGCAAGGCGGAUCGUUCGGGUACAACCAUGGUGUUAGCAUGGAUAUGCACAAUGCGUCAGCGGCCACCGCCGGGGCUUAUGAUAGGGAUAAUAUGGGAAUGUUACAAGCUCAUGAUCGGGUGCCAUCUUCCUCGUCGUACGAUUCGCUAUUCCUCCCCAGGCCUAUGCCCCCGGGUGUCCAAGGCCCCGAUGGAUCAAGAACGGCCACUUUGAUGAGCCAGAACUACGCCUUCACCCCAGAUGCUCAGCCUGAGUACGUGGAUGAUGGAAUGGGUGCCUAUGACCCAGCCUCUGGUGGAGUCACGCGACAAUCUACAAUGCUUGAUUCUCAACAGGGAUUCUUCUCUGACUUUGCAGGCCAACAACACGAAGACUACCGGGAAAGCUACGGAGGAGGGUUUCAUCGUUACUCCCAGUCAGGGGAAGCCUUCUCCCCUACAGCAAAUAUGGCUCCUCCGUUUAUCCCUCCCUCAGAACUUCAUCAUGGGCCAGCCAUCGAGCACCUCAUGCCCCUCGAACCUCGAGAUAUUCCGUUUGCCGUCAACGAUCCACACGACAAGAAUAUCCCCAUGUCCAACUUUGAAAAUCUGCCGGCCGUCCUCCGCCACAGGGCCAGGGCCCACCCUAAACAGCCGGCAUACUGGGUAUUGGAUCAAAAGGGCAAAGAAAUCGCAUCUAUCACUUAUGACAAACUGGCUAGCCGAGCAGAGAAGGUUGCACAGGUCAUUCGCGAUAAGAGUAAUUUGUAUCGUGGAGACCGAGUUGCGUUGAUCUAUCGUGACACGGAGAUCAUCGAGUUUGCUGUCGCUCUCAUGGGUUGCUUCAUCGCAGGAGUAGUUGCAGUUCCCAUCAAUAGUCUGGACGACUAUCAAACUUUGAACCUAGUGCUCACAUCUACUCAAGCACAUCUCGCUUUAACCACUGAGAACAAUCUGAAAGGCUUCCAGCGGGAUAUUACCGCACAGAAGCUCAACUGGCCGCGCGGAGUCGAAUGGUGGAAGACAAACGAAUUCGGAAGUUUCCAUCCCAAGAAGAAGGAUGAUACGCCCGCUCUUAUCGUCCCGGACUUAGCAUAUAUCGAGUUUGCUCGAGCUCCUACAGGCGACAUGCGUGGUGUAGUGAUGAGCCACCGAACUAUCAUGCACCAGAUGGCUUGUCUCAGUGCCAUCGUUUCUUCUGCGCCCACUGAUGCCAGCGCCAGGCAAUUCGCAGCCAAAGGUGAAACCCUUGUCAGCUAUCUCGACCCAAGACAAGGAAUCGGAAUGAUUUUGGGUGUUCUCAUGACUGUAUAUGGUGGUCAUACAACUGUCUGGCACGAGGACCGGGCUGUCGAGACCCCUGGUCUGUACGCUCAUAUAAUCACCAAAUAUCGAGCGACAAUCAUGGCCGCCGAUUACUCUGGACUUAAGAUCGCCACCUACAAUUACCAGCAGGAUCCUAUGUCUACCCGGCAUUACAAAAAGAACGCAGAGCCUAAUUUCAGUAGCGUCAAGCUUUGUCUCAUUGAUACGCUGACUCUUGAUCCUGAGUUUCACGAAAUUUUGGCCGACAGAUGGUUGCGACCUAUGAGAAAUCCACGGGCAAGAGAAAUCGUUACUCCAAUGCUUUGCUUACCGGAACAUGGCGGUAUGGUUGUCAGUAUGCGCGACUGGGUGGGUGGUGAAGAACGAAUGGGUUGCUCUUUGACACAUGAGAUGGACCCUGCUCAACGUGGUACCUCGAAAGGUGACGAUGAGAAAUUUGAGAAAUCCGAAACCAAUACUGGCUUUGGUAGCAGUCUUCUUGGUGGCGGUUCUCGCGUCUCUGUGCCUAAACAGACCGCGAAGAACGAACUGAGUGAGGUUCUUCUUGAUAAGGAAGCCUUGAAGAGCAAUGAAGUUGUUGUUCUCGCCAUGGGCGAGGAUGCCCGAAAAUAUGCAAGCAGUAUGCCUCAUGCUGUUCGCAUCGGCGCCUUCGGUUACCCACUCCCAGAUGCCACGCUGUGUGUUGUAGAUCCAGAAACCAAUCUUUUGUGCACCCCGAAUGUGGUUGGAGAAAUUUGGGUAGACUCGCCAUCUCUAUCCGGAGGCUUCUGGGCGCUGCCAAAGCAUACAGAAGCAAUCUUUCAUGCCCGACCCUACAAGUUCGAAGAUUCCAACCCCACGCCUGUACUUGUCGAACCCGAGUUCCUGCGAACUGGCUUGCUAGGCUGCGUUAUCGAGGGAAGGAUAUUCGUGUUGGGUCUUUACGAAGAUCGACUGCGCCAAAAGGUUGAAUGGGUUGAGCACGGCCAAGAACUUAUCGAGCAUCGUUACUUCUUUGUCCAACACUUGGUUGUCAGCCUCCUGAAGAAGGUUCCUAAGAUCCACGACUGCACGGCAUUCGAUGUAUUUGUCAAUGACGAGCAUUUACCCGUCAUUGUACUAGAGUCUUACGCAGCCUCGACGGCACCAACGACAUCUGGAGGGCCCCCACGACAGCUGGACUCAGUACUUCUUGAUUCACUAGCAGAGAGAUGUAUGGAGGUUCUUUACCAGGAACACCACUUGCGUGUUUACUGUGUUUUGAUCACAGCCCCCAACAGUCUUCCUCGCGUAACAAAGAGUGGCAGACAGGAAAUCGGCAACAUGCUUUGCAGAAAAGAAUUUGAAGCCGGCAUGUUGCAGGCUGUGCACGUCAAGUUUGGUGUCGAACGAUCGGUAAUGAAUCUACCCGUCGGUGUUGACCCCGAGGGUGGUAUCUGGUCCCCACUCGCGCUUGCUUCAAGACAGGAGAUUCUUGCCUACCAAGAGAAGCAAUAUUCCGGGGUGGAUUAUCGAGAUGUUGUCAUGGAUGACCGAACGUCGACACCACUGAAUAAUUUCAAGACAAUUGUGGAUCUUCUACAAUGGCGUGUCUCACGCCAAGCCGAAGAAUUGGCUUACUGCUCUAUUGAUGGUCGUGGGAAGGAAGGCAAAGGCAUCACUUGGAAGAAAUUUGAUCUCAAGGUGUCAGCAGUAGCCACCUACCUGAAGAACAAAGUCAAAGUGCGGCCUGGCGAUCAUUUGAUUCUGAUGUACACCCACUCGGAAGAGUACAUCUAUGCGGUUCAUGCAUGCUUUUGUCUAGGUGUUGUUGUCAUUCCGUUAGCUCCGAUUGACCAAAAUCGCCUGUCAGAAGAUGCACCUGCAUUCCUCCAUGUGAUUAGUGACUUCAACGUCAAGGCUAUCAUUGUCAAUACUGAUGUCGACCAUGUCAUGAGACAGAAGCUUGUCUCUCAGCACAUUAAACAGUCUGCCCAAGUUCUGCGAAUUGGUGUCCCGGCGAUUUACAACACGACAAAGCCUUCGAAACAGUCACAUAGUUGCCGUGAGCUUGGAUACACGAUAAAGGAUACAUGGCUCAAUAGUAAACAACCUGCUAUGGUUUGGACCUAUUGGACUCCGGACCAACGACGAAUCUCUGUCCAAAUCGGACAUGAUACGGUAAUGGGAAUGUGCAAAGUGCAGAAAGAAACUUGUCAGAUGACAAGUUCCAGACCAGUACUUGGAAGUGUGCGCAGUACUCUAGGUCUUGGUUUCCUCCACACUUGUUUAUUAGGUAUCUACGUUGGUGCACCUACUUACCUCGUUUCGCCUGUCGACUUCGCCCAAAAUCCGAUGACCCUUUUUGUAACGCUUUCGCGGUACAAGAUCAAGGACACUUAUGCAACUGCCCAGAUGCUGGAUUAUGCCAUCAGCGCCAUGGCAGCAAAGGGUUUCCAGCUUCAAGAGCUCAAAAAUUUGAUGAUCUCAGCGGAGGGUCGACCUCGAGCCGAUAUCUACCAGAAGACUCGCUUGCAUUUUGCGACUGCCAGUCUGGAUCGUACGGCCAUCAACGUUUCUUAUUCUCACGUCCUCAACCCUAUGAUUGUCACCAGAUCCUACAUGUGCAUUGAACCCAUUGAACUGUACCUAGACAUCCGCAGCCUUCGCCGUGGUCUGAUCUACCCUGUAGACUCCGAUGCAGAUCCUACUGCUCUCUUGGUACAAGAUUCUGGAAUGGUGCCUGUCAACACACAAAUUGCAAUUGUCAACCCUGAGACUUGCACUCUCGCCCAUGUCGGUGAAUAUGGUGAGAUCUGGGUCCAGUCCGAUGCUUGCGCCACAGGAUUCUACCGGUCGAAGAACGAGUUUGAUGCCGAGAGAAUGAAUGGUCGCGUUGCAGACGGAGAUCCCGGCGUACCUUAUGUUCGAACCGGCGAUCUGGGCUUCCUUCAUACUGUGACUCGGCCCAUUGGCCCCGGUGGCCAGGCUGUCGAAAUGCAGGUUCUGUUCGUUUUGGGAAGUAUUGGUGAGACAUUUGAAGUCAACGGCCUGAAUCACUUCCCAAUGGAUAUCGAAAACUCGGUGGAAAAAUGCCAUCGGAAUAUUGUGAAUGGAGGAUCAGCUAUCUUCCAGGCAGGUGGAUUAAUUGUAGUGGUAGUCGAAGUUACACGAAAGGCAUUCCUGGCUUCCCUUGUUCCUGUCAUCGUCGACGUGGUUCUGAAUGAGCACCAAGUGGUCGCAGACAUCGUGGCCUUUGUCUCACAUGGUGAUUUCCCUCGAUCGCGUCUCGGUGAGAAACAACGUGGUAAGGUUCUGGCAUCUUGGGUCACUCGCAAACUACGCACAAUUGCUCAAUUCAGUAUUCGCGACAUGGAUGGCCAUCCGUUUGCAGAGCUCCCGCAACAUCGUGCUAGCCGAGGCUCUAAGCCUGGAAGUACGAUGGACAAUAGCACUCGGAGAUCAACAAUGAACCCCGAAUCGGAAAUAUCUCCCAUGCCGCUAUCUCCUGCGCCAGUAGUCCUUGAGGAAACAAUCAUCCCACCAGAGCCGUACCGUGACGGACUAUCCCGGAAAAAUCUCCCAGAGCUUGACACCCGCACCGAUCGAAAGGUUUCUGCAACACCUGUCCCCGAACCAACAUCCGCUGUACCUUACAUCCAGGAACCGCAAUCUGCUACGAUCAUGUCUGCGGAUGAUGAUCACCACUUCGACUUUUCCGAGCAUGCGCAUGAUAAUGGACACUCAGACGAACCCCGGGAUUUCCGAUUCAGCUUUGAUAUGGUCGACACUCCUAUCGACCCUAUUCCACAAGAUUCAUUCCAUUCAGAAAAUGGACGACCCUCCACUGGCCGCGACUCUCUGCCUGGUCAACAGCCUGGUAUGUAUAGUGGCGGAGCCAAUGCUACAGGCUACCGUCCUGGUACUCAAGACAGUGGCGUCAUCGAUGAUUGGCCACAAGAAGCCCUGAUGUACCAGUCGUCGUAUGGCGGAGAUGAACAUCAUCAAGAUUAUCAUCGUCGUCCGAGCACCCAGAGCGCUAGUGCAAGACACCGCUAUGAUGGCGGAGGCUACCUGUAA
This is a messenger RNA of Penicillium malachiteum, 5628 nucleotides long. Its product is annotated as putative AMP binding domain protein. The transcript is spliced from 6 exons. NCBI's taxonomy places the organism in Eukaryota, Fungi, Ascomycota, Eurotiomycetes, Eurotiales, Aspergillaceae. The record is from RefSeq and is a predicted model, not a curated record. The coding region runs from base 1 to 5628 and encodes 1875 amino acids. Gene Ontology annotation, cellular component: cytosol.